This is a messenger RNA of Porites evermanni, 8071 nucleotides long. The record is from the annotation of a GenBank genome assembly. Lineage: Eukaryota; Metazoa; Cnidaria; Anthozoa; Scleractinia; Poritidae.
AAGCCGAACUGGAAGCAAAGUGACUCAUCCAAGUGGAUUGACCCCAGUAAAGGUAAAUGGGAAAUAGGUAAACUUUUUCUUCCUGAUAUUGGGUUACAUACCGUGAUCGAGAGCGUCGAAGACCUGGACAUCACUGGAAUUCUGAAUCUGUUGUACUGGUGCAAUCAUUUUCUUGUUCAGCGACCACUGAUUGAAAGUGUCCGAGAAACUAGAAACACAAAAUGGGUACAUGUUCCAAAGUUAGAGUUGAACGACAAAGAAAAACGGGCUGCCUUUCAAACAAUCGAGAAGCUUCUUCAAGAUCCAGUGUUUGUUGGGGAUGUAGAUGUUCAGAACGCUCUUCAGGACAUUUUAGACUUGAAAUGCACGUCAGAUGUGCAAAUAUUCAAAGCCGAGGUCCUAUCUCAUUUCAAGGAGGCAAUUCGAAGCGACAUGUCAAACCUUAAAAGUGACAUGAAGUCAUUAAGAAAGGAAGCCAAGAAAAACGAAAAACAGCGGGCCCGUGUGGAAGGUCAACUACGUAAUUUAAAAACGUCUUUCAAGAAGGUGGAGCAAAAAAAUGAAACAACUACUUUCUCAAGUCUUGUCCAGCCAAUUCUGAAACUUCCCAUUGCCAUCAUCAUUUUAGUGUUCAAAACUGCGGGAGGCAUGAAACAAAAAUCGUUCAACGAUUGCCUACACCUAUUAAUCCUGUUUUGUUGCAUUGGUAUCCUGGAUGAAAGCUCAUAUAAGGACGGUAUGUUGGGGUAAAAUUCGUUUUUUUCAAAAAUUCAGUUGUUUCUUUGUUUGUUUUUUGCGUUCCACUGACAUUUUCAUACAGACUCUCUUUUCUUAGUCUUUACCCUUUGACGACUGCUUUGUUCGUUUUUGUUCCAUAUGGAACGAUACUUUUCGUUCAUGCAGCUUUCAGUUUUAGGUUUAACUGCAAUAGCGAGGUGUAAUUUGUUUUGUGACCUAGACAAUGCAAAUUUUUUUUAUAUCUUGUGGACAUAUUACCCGACCGCGGAUUGGCUAAAAUUCGUGUAACGUUUAUAACGUUAAGUUUUAAAACAAAAGAGGAAUUUAUGCUGCAGCCUCUGCACCGGCUCUUCUCCGCGGAGGCUCAAAGCUAAAAAGGGCAUCGGCGAAAGUGAGCGCGGGCUUAAGAAUUGUUUGGUAAGCGGCGGGGGAGCCUCUUCCAGAAGUUACGUCCAAUAUGGCUGCAAUCCGGGGGAGGCAUUUUUGUAAAGUGUGUAUAACUGAGGUGCAUGGCAUGCAUUGUUUUGUUUAUUUCGGUAAAAUGGCAAGCAAUGAACUUGAAGCUAUAAAAUGUAGUAAAGGCCCAGAUAUCCGUUGCUGUACGAGAAAACGACAGAUUUCGGGCAGAAGUUCCCGCGCUGAAGAAUCUUUCGGAUUUCGCCCCUUCGUGUACUCACUUCGCGCAGCGGAAUUCCAAUAACGUCUCGUUGAACCUCUGCGGAGGAGAGAGGCCUCUCUCCGCAGCCCUACCCUCAUUUCAAUAGAGUUUGUAAUCAUAUUAUACGAUUUUAUUCCACAGGCUGUCCUAGAGAGAAGAUUGGUGUUCCUUUUGGCACCAAAGAGUUUAAUUUUACCUCUUACCUUAAUUAUGCUCGAGAUAAUUUUAUUGGUCGUCAAUGGUUAUUUCAAUUGAUGGAGAAUUCCCUCUACCAUUCACGCCAAGGUGUGUCUGGAGUCUUCAUUACUGGAGAUCCGGGAACUGGAAAGUCUGCGCUGACUGCACAAUUAAUCUGCUCCCGAAAGUCUAAUCCGACCUUCUACGAUCAUGUUCUUGGGUACCACCUCUGUAGAAGGUCUGACAGAAAUACACAGAAUGGAAGAAAGUUUGUUCGUAACUUAGCCGAUAUGAUAGCUCGCAGACUUCCAGAAUACGGGUACAUGGUUGCCGACGAUUCACGAGUCCAGCGAUCACUGAACAAUGACUGUGUCACCAUUCAAGAUUGUGUACGGUGUUUCCAAGAGGCAAUAUUAACACCUUUAGGACUUUUGAAGAAUAAACCGCAAGAAAAACAAAAAUCGUUCAACGAUUGCCUACACCUAUUAAUCCUGUUUUGUUGCAUUGGUAUCCUGGAUGAAAGCUCAUAUAAGGACGGUAUGUUGGGGUAAAAUUCGUUUUUUUCAAAAAUUCAGUUGUUUGUUUGUUUUUUUUUUGCGUUCCACUGACAUUUUCAUACAGACUCUCUUUUCUUAGUCUUUACCCUUUGACGACUGCUUUGUUCGUUUUUGUUCCAUAUGGAACGAUACUUUUCGUUCAUACAGCUUUCAGUUUUAGGUUUAACUGUAAUAGCGAGGUGUAAUUUGUCUUGUGACCUAGACAAUGCAAGUUUUUCUUAUAUCUCGUGGACAUAUUACCCGACCGCGGAUUGGCUAGAAUUCGUGUAACGUCUAUAACGUUAAGUUUUAAAACAAAAGAGGAAUUUAUGCUACAGCCUCUGCACUCUCUUCUCCGCGGAGGCUCUAAGCUAAAAGGGGCAUCGGCGAAAGUGAGCGCGGGCUCAAGAAUCGUUUGGUAAGCGGCGGGGGAGCCUCUUCCAGAAGUUACGUCCAAUAUGGCUGCAAUCCGGGGGAGGCAUUUUUGUAAAGUGUGUAUAACUGAGGUGCAUGGCAGGCAUUGUUUUGUUUAUUUCGGUAAAAUGGCAAGCAAUGAACUUGAAGCUAUAAAAUAUAGUAAAGGCCCAGAUAUCCGUUGCUGUACGAGAAACCGACAGAUUUCGGGCAGAAGUUCCCGCGCUGAAGAAUCUUUCAGAUCUCGCCCCUUCGUGUACUCACUUCGCGCAGCGGAAUUCCAAUAACGUCUCGUUGAACCUCUGCGGAGGAGAGAGGCCUCUGUCCGCAGCCCUACCCUCAUUUCAGUAAAGUUUGUAAUCAUAUUAUACGAUUUUCUUCCACAGGCUGUCCUAGAGAGACGAUUGGUGUUCCUUUUGGCACCAAAGAGUUUAAUUUUACCUCUUACCUUAAUUAUGCUCGAGAUAAUUUUAUUGGACGUCAAUGGUUAUUUCAAUUGAUGGAGAAUUCCCUCUACCAUUCACGCCAAGGUGUGUCUGGAGUCUUCAUUACUGGAGAUACGGGAACUGGAAAGUCUGCGCUGACUGCACAAUUAAUCUGCUCCCGAAUGUCUAAUCCGAUCUUCUACGAUCAUGUUCUUGGGUACCACCUCUGUAGAAGGUCUGACAGAAAUACACAGAAUGGAAGAAAGUUUGUUCGUAACUUAGCCGAUAUGAUAGCUCGUAGACUUCCAGAAUACGGGUACAUGGUUGCCGACAAUUCACGAGUCCAGCGAUCACUGAACAAUGACUGUGUCACCAUUCAAGAUUGUGUACGGUGUUUCCAAGAGGCAAUAUUAACACCUUUAGGACUUUUGAAGAAUAAACCGCAAGAGAAGCGGUAUGUUGUCAUUGAUGCCUUAGAAGAUUGCCAGAGUGAAACAGCUCCCAGUUUUGUUAAUUUGCUUGAUAAGAAGCUUCGGUUUCCAUCAUGGCUAAAACUUGUGAUGACUUCUCGCAACGAAACUAGCUUUUCCAUAAAUUCGAACCACUUCAUAAAGCUGAAAAUUAAUCCUGAAGAUACUCGAAAUAUACAGGACAUUAGAACUUUCUUGGCGGCGAAACUUUCCCAAGAUGGUCCUUUAAUCCGUCCAAUAACAUUUUGGUUCGGAGAUAAUAGCACAAGAAAUACCGCACCAUUGACAUCUGCCCUGUUGAGCAAAAGUCAAGGAAAUUUCUUGCUCGCUAAGGAGAUGCUUCAUUUUUGGGAAAUCUCUAGAGCUGAAAUAAUUGAUCCUUACUCGCUGCCUGAAACGUUAGAAGAAUUAUACAAAAGACAAUUUGAACGAUUGUUCAGUCCAGCGGAAAAUUUUGAACCUCUACGCCGAGUGUUAGAAUUACUUGUGGCCUCUUUUCAACCAGUCUCUUUUAAACAGAUUUUCGAUAUUCUGAGAAGAAAAGAGAAUCGUGAAGAAGCUAGUAGGUUGAAAUAUAGAAUGAAUGAGCUGGGGCAUUUUUGGAGAUACGAAGAAAACGACAGAGUGACAAUUUAUCAUCCAUCGUUAACAGAAUGGCUCACAAGUGAAAGCAAUACAAAUGGCCCAUUUUACGUCCGCAAGAAAAAGGGACACGAAAUGUUUUGUGACUAUUAUUUUAGCUUAAUUACUGAGGGACACAACUCCUCGUUGCCAGAGUACAUUCUCAACUUCGCUCAACACAUUGCUCAUGGCAGUUGGAAAAAAGAUUUCCUUAAAAAAUUUCUCACUGUGCCCUCAAAAGUUUUUGAUUCAUCAGAUCCUACAAUUAAUAGGACUUUGUUGCACCUUGCUGCUACGAUAAACAGCACAGAUGCAUUGGACCUAUUGUUGCGUCAUAUUACUUACGAUGAUUACAUUGAUAAUCGUGGAAUAACCCCUGCGUUUUUGGCCGCAGAGCAUGGGCUUGUGCGUAACUUGGCUUUAAUGGUAAAGAAAGGAGCCAACAUACAUCAUGAAACAAAGUCUCUGUCAUCUACUUACAAACUGCAAGGGGAAGAGUCUUUAGAAUCUGACAGUAUGAAUGUUAGGUGCAAUCCAGUGUUUCAGUCUAAAUCAAAAUUAUUUUCUUCUACAAUGCUUCACGCAGCAGCUCAUGGAGGUCACUUAGAAGUAGUUAAUUUUCUAAUUGACAAUGGUGCGAACAUUUCGACGGUCAAUGGUGUUCACUUGACUGCAUUACAAGUAGCUGCUGAGAAAGGACAUGGGGAGGUUGUUAAAACAUUAUACGAAGCAGGCGCCGUACCUGAUCAAACUGCCCUCCAUCAUGCCGCAGCAAACAAUAAGUUAGAAGUAGUCAAGUACCUUUUACAAAUUGGUGUUACAGAUAAAUGCAUGAGAUGCGAUGGGUCUUUCUACUGGCUAAAUGGAAAAUAUCGGCUGCAAAGAGAUAAUUUUUCUAUGCCAUCUUUUGCUCGACUGUACAAAGAUUGCAUUCAUUCAAACUCAAAAAUAAAACGUUUUGAGAUUGACUUAGAGCAUGGAAACACUAAGGAUAAAGAAGGAGAACUUUAUGACGACAAACAUCUAAUAUUCUGUGAAACUGCACUUCAUGCAGCGGUCUCAGCUGGCCAUGAAGCGGUGGUCAGGGAACUAGCUUCCCACCCAGCCACAGCGUUAACCUGCCGGGAUUAUUCAGGAAGGACUCCUCUGCACGAAGCAGUCCGUAAAGGUAACAGCCGAAUAGUAGACUUGCUGCUUUGGAGAGAUCCAAAUCUGGUAUAUGAAACUUGUAAUAACUUGCAAAGUUUCCACGAGAACAUUAUUCCAUUAGCAUGGACGUUUCAUGAUGGAACAACAUGUGACAUUACAAUUAAAUCACAGCAACUGAGAUUUGAAGAAGUUAAAGAAUAUGAUAAGGAUAUAUGUCACUGCGGAUAUACUCCACUUCAUCUGGCUGCUCGGUAUGGGCUUACGGAUAUAGGGCUCCAACUUGUCAUUUCUGGCGCAAAAGUGGAUGCUCCUGACUGCCUAGGCGCAACACCUCUUCAUGUGGCUGCUUGUCAUAAUCACAUAGUUUUCGUACACGUCAUAGCUCACGCAAACUUUGGCGUUAAUGUAAACAGCAAGAGUUCCAACGGAUCGACACCUCUUCAUAGCGCUGCAGCAUGCGGUGCAGUCGAGGUCAUUGACCAUCUGAUUUACCAUGGAGCCAAUGUAACUGCGGUUGACGAAGGUAACUUCUCACCAUUACAUUAUUCAAUUCUCCAUGUACGACCACUCAAUCGUGAAAAACAACUGAUCAGAACCAGUUCGUGUGAUGUGACACUUCUCCUAACACUGGUUGACCACAGAGGCCCAGAUCAUCUUUGUAUGACCGGGAAUCUUAUCUACAUUGAAAAAGAAGCUAAAGAAUAUCGAUGGCUUGAUGCAUUUCUUCAUUUGAUAGAGCGUGGUUCAAGAAUAAAUUCGGUCGACUCAUAUGGAAGAACGCCUUUGCAUUUAGCAUCGGCAAACGGUUUGGCUGAUGCCGUAGUUUUUCUAUUACGUAAGGGGGCUAAGCUUGAAAUCCGUGAUACGUUUGGCAAAACACCAUUAGACGUUGCAGUGGAAAAUUGCACAGUAGAAUCAACAUCUCCUCCGUUUGUUAUUGGUAGACGUUUCCUUGACUUGCCAAAACAUUUACGUGACAAUGAGAUGGUUGUUUACCUACUUCUGUCAAAUGGAGCCUCGUUCAAGAAAUGCGAGCGUAAUAGUACGAGUUUGUUACACCACGCUCUGGCAAAAAACCAGCCUUACAUAGCUCAAAUCUUAUUGUUUAAAGGAGCCAGUGUUCAUUGUAAAGAUAGUUUUGGACGAACACCUGCCUUAGAUUUAAUUGCUAAUGGUGAAAGUUGGACAGAUAUUCUUUUGAAACACUUACAUUAUUCCACCGCAAUUAAAUGUGGAGAGCCUUUUAUCUCAUCGAUCUUUCAUUUGUUUUGUUUUUUCCCCCCAAAGCGUCAAGACAAUAAUUUUUUUCAACAAAUUAGAUGCAAAAAACAAGUUUGCCUAUCAAGGAAAAGUUUUCUUGGGAGAGCUAUGAAAAGGCAUCGAUUGAAGAGCAAAAUUAUUGAUUCUUGUCUAGACGCGGAGGGUUUUAGGCCCAUUCACAGAGCUGCACAGGGAGCCAACUUAAUAGGUGUUCUCAGCCUUCUAGAGCUUGGUGCAAACUCGUCCUUAUUGUCUCCACAAGGACAUGACACGAUUACCCUUGCAAUACUGCACUCAGGAGGAGGCAUUUGGCACUUCCAUGACAAAGAAGAACUGAUAGCAAGGAACGAUAACGCAUCUCUUGUGGCUCUCGAGCUCCUUCAUCAUGCCAUGAAAACUCGUAGUUUCCAGAUUGUAUGUGACUCGAGCAAAUCCGAAAUGACUUUGUACCAUUUAGCAGCUUCUCGUGGGCUGGUUAAGUUCAUACAAGAAAUAUUAAAAGAAAAGGAACGUCAUCAGCUAAACGUGAAUUGUCCUAACAAAGACGGGGUCACGCCACUUUACUUAGCGGAAGUUUUUAGCUUUGAAGCCAAUGAGAGCAGUUAUAAUCCAUGGAGAGAGGUCGGGACUAUAAUUAAGGAGCAUGGCGGUAAAUUGGUGUUUCCAGAAAAGGAUGCUGAGUAUACAAUCAUCUAUGAAAGGUUGUACGGUUGGAUUCCCAAUAGUCUGGAAUUAAGUUUGAGGCCUGACGUCCUAAGUUUCGUACUUGCACUUUGGUCUAAAUUCCAGGACAGGCAGAAAAGUCAAAGGCAGUAUAACUGUAACUGGGACUGGACAUUGAAGAAUAAUUACAGCGUUUUAUACUCGUCGUACGAUGCCGUGUUAAAUGAGAUAACACGUCAAUGGAGAUUAAUAAGGCGAAAAUGGAUUAUUAUAAAACCAUUUCAGCCCGAGGUUGGGGCCUAUCGGUCCUUUACUGGCGACAUAAAAAAGUGUCUAAUUCAAAAGAAACGGCAUCGUUAUUCUACUAUUUACUUAAAUAGGAUGAUUACAACAGCCUAUGUCAUUAGAAAAGCAAUUGGCGAGGCUAAAGGAAAAGUGAGGUACAAAAAAGUCUUGAGGAUUUCACAGAUAGCGUUGUUUUAUUUAAUGAGGUGGUGGCACCUGAGAAUGUUCCAAGAUUUUGGUUGUUUUUAUAGUGUGCUUGACAAGUAUAAACCGUUUCUGUUGGAUGAGAAAAAAAUGACUCAAUUAAUUACAACGUUUACAAGAAGUCAUUUAGACUGGAGUUUGGAAGUGACCUGUUCAUUUAUUAAGUUGGUAUUUCGUACUUAUCUGGAAAGUGAUUUGUGCAUUCUUGGUAUCAUUGACAUUAAUUCUGUAUUAAGAAAUCAGUAUCCAGACUUCAUAAGUAAUCGAAUGGGUUGGACUGUUGAUAAAAAAAAGUCCUGGCCAUUAGAAUUCCUUUUAAAGUUUUCGUUAGGUCUCUACCAUCAGUAUGAAUACUUAAAAAUACUCAGUGUUGGAUUAGAACAAGGAACUCGUCUUGCACUGCAUUCUGAAAAGUUUGAGCGGGAGUGGAGAACGGUAUGGGAAACGUACCGUGGAAGAUUUUGUUCCUAG